Megalobrama amblycephala (Wuchang bream) is the source of this 5174-nucleotide messenger RNA. It is a transcript of the gene pparaa, whose product is annotated as peroxisome proliferator-activated receptor alpha a. The coding region runs from base 2620 to 4062 and encodes 480 amino acids. NCBI's taxonomy places the organism in Eukaryota, Metazoa, Chordata, Actinopteri, Cypriniformes, Xenocyprididae. The transcript is spliced from 11 exons. The record is from RefSeq and is a predicted model, not a curated record. Gene Ontology annotation, biological process: regulation of lipid metabolic process; negative regulation of transcription by RNA polymerase II; hormone-mediated signaling pathway. Gene Ontology annotation, molecular function: nuclear receptor activity; RNA polymerase II cis-regulatory region sequence-specific DNA binding; zinc ion binding. Gene Ontology annotation, cellular component: nucleus.
UUGGUCCGGUUUUACGGCUGUUGGGAGAAUGAACAGAUCUCCUUGAUCAUUUAAAAAAACCAAACUACCCUUAAAAGACGCAGUGUGUCGUCAUGUUUUUGUGUAGAUGGGAAGGUUGUGAUAGUUUGCUCGCGGACCGACUGUAUUAACGGUCGUACGUUAACCUAGCUAAAGUGUCCGCGCGACAGGAAAUUUCAACCUGAACUUGAAUCAUAACAGUCGUCGUUUAUUAACCGACUCCCGUCAAGUUUCUUUUGUUUGUUUGUUUUGCCGUUUCUAACAACAAUAAAAGGAGUACGAAUGAACCAGCUAAGAAGCGGAUGAAACGCGGACGUAAAUAACUGGUGCUUGAAAUGGCGAAAAUCUUUUUCGGACUCAGCCCAGGGAUGGAAUGUACGUCCACCUUUUAUCUGUCGUAUACCUUCUGACAGAGGAGACAUUCAGAAUGCUGAUGAUGUCAGCACUUCAAAACAACUGGAAAAAAAACAAAAAAAAAGGUCAUCAGUCAUUUGUGCAAUCUGUUUCCACUUGUCUUAAUGUUGUCACUCAGCACUCGAUUUAUCUUGCCAAAAAUAUCUUUUCAUUUACAUCUCCUGUCGGGGAAAUAACCAAACCACCGUUGAACACAGAGCUUCGUAACCCGAGGCGGGAAGGAUCGGGCCAGGCUGACGCUGAGAGCGCACGACCGAGGCCAGAUCGCAUUCAGUAGGUCUGGCUGACUUGGUAAAGUGUGUGUGCAUGCUGUAAGUGUCUUUCCAUGACUGGCCCCUGGUGCUACAGCCACGCCAAACUGUCAAUCCCACAGGAAUGUCUCCCCAAACUCUCUGCAACAGAUGACAGAAAUUUGGCAUAUGUUAUUGUCAUAUUCUUUUUCUCUCAGACUUUUUUCUUCAUCCCUCCUCUGCUUUCGUGCUCGGCCUCAAGUUUUUCUGUGCUCUCUCCCGUUUUUCCCUUGCUGUAUUUCAGCAGAGAAAGAAAGGCCAAGCAUGUAAUGUGUCAACAUGACCGGGACUCGGUACUGUAAUCUAAGCAUUACGCUUGGCCUUUCGAAACGAUUUGAUAAUGACGCUGAUGGCUCGUUACCGGCGUCUUUUGCUAAAACACUUUGAAAAUCGGCAGAUAAUUGAGGAAAGCCAACCGAGCCCUUCGAGAUUACAAAGAGGGGAACAAUCCUACGCGCCUUUGCGCCAGCAAAGUCAUAAAUUCAUCUGUCUCCUCGCUGGCCCGCAUCCAAUUCGGUUUACCUCGGCUAACCCCACGAAAAACGUAUACAUCAUUUGAAAUUUAAAAUGCAAUCACCACAGAGAGAGGAGGCGCCUCAGCUAACCUGGCGCAUUCACACAAUCAAUCCUCGCUUUUGUGCGGCUCUCUGAGAUGAUUUGAGUGGCCUGUAGUGUCAGCUGAGGUCAGGGGCGUGUCCCGAGCUUUUAGCCUGUAGCCCGUCUGAAGCUGGCACUAAAAGAUUGCACAGAUGUGAGGAAGAGCUGUUAGAGCGCGGCAUGUCCGACAGGAGUCGGGAACAUUACAGGGCACGGGGGGAUGUGCCUAAGCUGCUAAGAUUCAGGGUGCAGCAGAGGACAGUCAGACUGACACACAUUCUGUAGUCACGAGGUUGUGUUUUACCUGUCAUGCAGGGAGACAUCAGAUGACGCAUUCUGUGCGUGCUUGUCCUCUGUGAGUGCAUGAGGGAACUGAGGUCGUGUGUGUGAUUUAUGUGUGUCAGCGUGUGUGCGCAUUCGAUUUAGAGAACUUGUGGAUAUGAGCGAGGAGCUCUUAAGUGCUUGACCUAAUUUCGCAGGCAGAGAAGAAUUCGACAGUGAAGGCCUUCCUCUGUUAGUGUGAGGUUGCUGUGCUGGGUGUUUCCUCCCAGGGUCUAACAGGAAGCUCAUGUUUGAGUUCAUUUGAGGACAGGGAGAAGGCUUUUCUUUCCACUGUGGAUCGUUCUAGAGAGGGGGAGAAAGCCAGGGCCUCAGCUCUGAUUCGCCCUUCUGCAAUCUGGCAUGUGUUUUAGCUCCUUAUACUGCUGUAUUGUCUAUUUUGGCUGAACUUAAGUUUUUUUUUUUUUUUAGCUCCUGCCAAGAAAACAUCUAUUUUUUGGGCUUACAGUGAGCAGGAGCCGAGAUCCCGAGUCAAAAAUGACUUAAUGAAUCCUGUGAGCAAAUGAAACAAUCCUCUGCAGGGUUCUGUCCUGCUUCCUCUGGUUCGGACUUACAUUCCAGGCUCAACUGAGCCAGGUCGUGACCCGAAAAAAUGCUGUGCUGUUCGCGGUGGUUUUGGAGGAAUAUUCACAGCACAGAUGAGCUUAUGGACAGUUAUUGAAAUGAAUUAAAGUGCUUGUGCUUUUUCGUUGAGUUUAAGUAAAUGUUCAUGGGCUGUGAUUUGUUGUUCACAGGCUUGGGGACUUUGGACGACUCUGACAGACAUGCUUGACUACGCAGGACUGGUGAAGUGAGUAGAAAAGGCCUUCAGCACUUGUCCUGGAAUGUUUCUAUCUACUGAUGCAUGUGAAUAUUAAGGGAUGGCAAACCCAGAAGGUGACUAUCUACCUUUCUCAUGUUGGUGACCUUGAUGGUUUUGAAGGAUCCCGGACUGAAGCUUUGGAGACAAAGAGACUGAUGAAUGAUUCAAAGCUUGCCGUGGUCCAGCGCCAUGGUAGACAUGCCGAGCCUGUACAGUCCCUUGUCCCCGCUGGGCUAUCCAAUUUUGGACAGCCCUCUGUGUGGAGAACUCAUUGGUGACAUGGAGGUUCUUGAAGAUAUCUCUCAGUCUCUCAGCGAUGAUAAUUUUAACUCCCUUCACGUACUGGACUACCAGAGCUGCAACACAGUAGUAGAUGGCUCCACUCUCUUAGAUGUCUUAACCCCAGCAUCUAGUCCGUCCUCAGAAGCGUUCGUAGCCAGCACCGGUCAGGACGAGAACUCCUCUGGUUCCCUUGCCCUCGAGUGCCGCGUCUGCGCCGACCGGGCCUCGGGUUUCCACUACGGAGUGCAUGCCUGCGAAGGGUGCAAGGGCUUCUUCAGGAGAACCAUUCGACUCAAACUGGAAUACGACAAGUGCGAACGCAACUGCAAGAUCCAGAAGAAGAACAGAAACAAAUGUCAAUACUGCCGCUUCCACAAGUGCCUUGCAGUGGGCAUGUCCCACAACGCUAUCCGUUUUGGGCGGAUACCCCAAUCUGAGAAGCAGAGGCUGAAAGCAGAGAAGGACGUCAACGGGAAAGAGGAGCUUCAGUCUCAGCAGCCGGACACAAAGAGUCUGGCCAGGCAGAUGCACGAAGCUUACCUCAAACACUUCCACAUGAACAAAGCCAAAGCACGCGUGUUUCUCACAGGCAAGACCAGCACUCCGCCUUUCGUCAUCCACGACAUGGACUCUCUUCAGCACGCCGAGAAGAAACUACUCACCCAGCUGCUGGGCAACAUGACGUCCGGCGACGCCUCCACUCUGCGGGAGAGAGAAGUGGAGGCCCGGCUCUUCCUGUUCUGUCAGUAUGCCUCGGUGGCGACGGUCACGGAACUGACGGAGUUCGCCAAGGCCGUGCCCGGCUUCGCCACCCUGGACCUCAACGACCAGGUGACUCUGCUGAAGUACGGCGUGUACGAGGCUCUCUUCGCCCUGCUGGCCUCCUGCAUGAAUAAAGACGGGCUGCUGGUGGCUCGCGGGGGAGGCUUUAUCACCCGCGAAUUUCUGAAGAGUCUGCGCAAGCCUUUCAGCGACAUGAUGGAGCCCAAAUUUCAGUUCGCCAUGAGGUUCAACGCUCUAGAGCUGGACGACAGCGACCUGGCGCUGUUUGUGGCUGCCAUUAUCUGCUGUGGAGACCGUCCAGGACUGAGCGACGUGCCACAGAUCGAGCGCAUCCAAGAGAGCAUAAUUCAUGCCCUGCGGCUCCAACUGUUGUCCAACCACCCCGACAACAGCUUGCUCUUUCCCAAGCUGCUGCAGAAACUGGCCGACCUGCGGCAGCUGGUGACAGAGCACGCAGAGCUGGUACAGGAGAUCAAGAAGACGGAAGACGCUUCACUCCAUCCUCUUCUGCAGGAGAUCUACAGAGACAUGUACUGAGCUCGAAGCGUUCCCGUUCUCAGGAAGCGCCGAUACACGAGAGAUCCCUCUUUGUUCGGGACAGGAGAUAAAAAAAAAAAGCCUUUGAGUAGGCAGUAAGACCGGCGGGAACAUGUUUGGGGUGUGUACCUGCUUUUGGAUCAAGCACUGCUGGGGCAUUAUAGGGCAGUGUAAUUUUAGGCUCAUGAAUAUUGCACUAAGCUUUAAUAGAGCACUGACUUUCACAAGGACGAUGCCUAUAGUUCUGUAAAUAAAGUGCAAUAGAUGCUUUCCGCUAUAACAUGUACCAGGGCCGUUGCUAGCGGUGCGAGAGGUGGUGACAAUUCUAGGGGCCUGCAAGCCCCCUGUACACCCACCCACCUCAAAAUGCGAUUUCAAGGGACCCACAGCAACAACCUGCACAAGGGCCCCGGCCCCGGAUACCCCAGCUAAGGCCCAGAUGUGUUUAAAAGAAGCCAAUUGCAUUUAAGUGUAGUAAGCAUAUGACACUCAAUUAACAAUAAAACAGGACACACACACACAAAUAUGUAUUGCUAAUUAAAGUGUCAAUUUCAGCUUUACAAGCAUGUUUUUUUUUGUUUCUUUUGACACUGAGAUGAUGUGCAGGUGAUCUCCUGCUCCAUCUUAAUGUAAUAUUUGCUGGGCGGGGCUUUAGAUAUAGGGGCGUGGCUAUAAUCAGGUGUAACUUUCAGAGUCACCACUUCUGCCAAAUAAGCACCAGCAAUAUUUAGGACCUGCGAUCUUGAAUACGGGAUGAUUUUUCAUGGUUUGAUGCUAGAAUGAAAUGUUUAGAGAGAAACACAUAAAUCAGAUUGUUUGUUACCUCAUUUGAAAUGCUUGUACAUUUUGAACGUCAUUUGUAAAAUAUUUUGUAUAAAUACUGUAUAGCACUCCAACUGUAAUUUUACUGUACAAAUGUGUUGUUUUUUGUGUAUUCGAUCGGUAAAUUAUUGUUUUAUUGAGGUUUACUUCAGGGGAAAAUUUAAUUUUCUUAGCAUUUAGAGCCAGAUCUUCUAGUAGUUGAUGCAAUCCACAAGACCCUCGAUUAUCAGAGAAUGCUUUGUAGACUUUGGUUGUUUGAGUUUUAAUGAAACAUUUAAUUUUCUGUUGUG